AUGGAAUCACUGUUUGCAAACUAUGCUUCUUCAGAUGAAGAUGAAGAGCAUCAACAACAACUACAGCCCUCCAGUUCUUCAAACCCUUCGAAAUCUUCUUCAUCUUCUUCCUUUCUUUCACUUCCCCCACCUAAACCCCAAUCCAAAACUUCCACAUCUGUAAAGCCUCUUGAAAUUUCUGAUAAACCCUCAUCCUUUUUAUCUUCUCUUCCUCAACCUAAAUCCACUUCUUCUUCUUCUUCUUCUUCUUCGCUUUUCUCUGUCCUUCCUCCUCCCAAAGCAGAUCCAUUGUCUUCUUUGGAUACUAAACCAAAAAGGGUUGUUCAGUUUAAGCCUCCUGUCAACCCUUUUUCUGUCAAGUCUAAAACUGUGGACCAUGAAGACGAGGAUGAAGAUGAGGAUGAGAAGGAAAAGCAAAGAAAAAGGUCUGGAUCUUUUACUCAAACAGCUACAGUUAAGUCAUUUUUGACUAGCAUUCCUGCUCCAAAGAACUCCACUACUUUGGGUGUUUUGGGUUCGGGCUCUGGAAGAAGAUCCACCAUUGAAGCAGAUGUCCCUGUUCCUAAUAAUUCAGCUAUCUCGAAUGAGGUUGUAGUUAAUAACAGUAAUGAGAGCCAACAGGUUGAUGGAUCGUUUGCGAGUUCAAUAGGAGGUUUUGAUGGUCCCUCUGAACAUAGUGGUGAUUACACCAAUUGGAAUCAACAGAGUUAUGUGAACCAUGAAGGCUAUGCUGGCUAUAGUAAUGAUGGGGCUAGUGAUUGUUCUCACGCGGCUCCAUCAAGUGUGAACUAUGCCGGCUAUGACAGUAAUUAUGGCGCUUACACUGGUUAUGAGCAGUAUGGUCAUAAUUGGACUGAUGGGUCUAGUGCAUCGGCUGUUACUGAGACGGCUGAAAUUGCAUUUAAAUUGCCUGGGAAGAGAGGCAGGAAUGAUGCUCCACCGCAAGUAGUUGAAGUGAACCAGGACGAGUUGAUGAAGAAUCGACCAAGGGAAGACCAGGCAAGGCUUACCGGGAUUGCCUUUGGCCCAUCGUACCAGCCUGUUUCGAGCAAGGGAAAGCCUUCUAAGCUGCUCAAAAGAAAACAUCAAAUCAGUACUUUAUACUUUGAUAUGAAACAAAAAGAAAUGGAGCUGGCAGAGCGACGUGCAAAGGGGAUGCUAACAAAAGCACAAACCCAGGGAAAGUAUGGUUGGUGAUGAUAUUAAGCGACAGUUUUAUGGUCUUCGAAGACAUGGUGAACUGGCAACUUCACUUUGUUUGCUCAUCAAAUUUCGGAUCUGUAUUCUGUCCUCUGGUUUAAAUGUUAUUGAUAGUCUUUCUGUUGUCUUUGAAAAUAUUGUAGUGCUGCAGUAUUUCUACAAUUUCCAAAUGCUAUUGGUUCUAUAGGUUCCUUUAAAUGAAAUACUGUACAAUGAAGGGAAAUAGUUGAUUGCA
Lycium ferocissimum is the source of this 1435-nucleotide messenger RNA. Its product is annotated as cell wall protein RBR3. Gene Ontology annotation, cellular component: nucleus. NCBI's taxonomy places the organism in Eukaryota, Viridiplantae, Streptophyta, Magnoliopsida, Solanales, Solanaceae. Bases 1 to 1197 code for a protein of 398 amino acids. The transcript is spliced from 2 exons. The record is from RefSeq and is a predicted model, not a curated record.